CCGCUGUAUUUCCUGCUUGCUGCUGUUUCCAGCCGAAGCAAUGGCAGCAGUUCGAGCGUCCCUGCUUUAUGGAGUCCUUGCAGCUUUUAUGAGCUCAGCCGUGCAAGUCUUUGUAGAAGAUCUGGAUGACACAUUUAAAGAAAGCAGAGUGAAUGAUAUUUGGCUGGUUGAUUUCUACGCGCCGUGGUGUGGCUACUGUAAGAAACUGGAGCCCGUGUGGCACCAAGUGGGCGCCGAGCUGAGGAGCUCCGGGUCGCCAGUCCGCGUGGGAAAGAUGGACGCUACUGCUUACUCUGGAAUGGCGUCAGAGUUUGGCGUGCGUGGCUAUCCUACGAUAAAACUGUUAAAGGGGGACCUUGCCUAUAAUUACAAGGGUCCAAGAACAAAAGACGACAUUGUGGAGUUUGCCAACAGGGUGUCGGGGCCAGCUGUUCGAGCCCUCCCCAGUAAGCAGAUGUUUGAGCACAUGAUGAAGCGACACGACGUGCUGUUUGUGUACGUCGGCGGCGAGUCUCCCCUCAAAGAGAAGUAUAACGACGUUGCCACCGAGCUCAUCGUCUAUACUUACUUCUUCUCCGCCUCUGAGGACGUCUUGCCAGAGUCUGUCACCUUGCCAGAGCUCCCUGCAGUCAUCGUCUUUAAAGAUGACGCCUACUUCACGUACGAUGAGUACGAGGACGGCGGCUUGUCCGGGUGGGUGAACAGAGAGCGCUUCCAAGGCUACCUGCCGAUUGAUGGCUUCACACUGUACGAGCUUGGAGAGACAGGCAAACUGGUGGCGAUUGCAGUCAUCGACGAGAAGGACCCCACAGAGGAGAGUGACAGAUUAAAAGCCAUGAUUCAGGCGGUGGCGAAGGAAUACAGAGAGCACUUUAACAGAGACUUCCAGUUUGGACACAUGGACGGGAACGACUACAUCAACAGCCUCAUCAUGGGAGAAGUGACUGUGCCCUCAGUUAUCAUCCUCAACACAUCCAACGAGCAGUACUUCCUGCCCAGCCAGCCCACAGAGACCAUGGAGCAGCUGGUCCAGUUCAUCAGCAGCGUUUUGAACGGUUCUGCACAGGCACACGGAGGUGACGGCUUCAUUCAGAGGAUCAAACGUGUGGCGUUUGACGCCAGAUCCACAGUUAUGGCGGUUCAGGUUUUGCUGGUCAUCUUGUGCUCAGUUGCAGCGUCCGACGCCCGCAGCCAACCUGACCUUGGUUUCAUUCAGUGUGGAUGGCGUCCACUUUGACGGGCUGGACAGCAGCCAGCGCACACCUGCCAUCCACGCAGAGGACCACGGCGGUCAGCAGGAGGACACGGCGUUGGCACAGAUCCACCUGCCCGUGGAGCCCAACGCUGCUCCCAGCGCCAACUGAAUCUGUCUGGUUGGUUGGCAGCGCAGUGGAUGUGCCAUCCACAUACAAGACCCCAGUAGUACUAGUAACAGCAGCACAGCAAGAGUAAAACGGGUAGAAAUAAAGAAAAAACUAUUUUAAAAAUCUAUACAUCUCAGGGAAAAGAUGUUAGCACGGCUAGCGUAGCACGAAGGUCACAGGUUAAACAAAAGGGUCAGGUUAUUUGGAGAGAUUUUCCCGGGAUGCCUUAACAUUUUGCCCCGUUUUCCUGUAUUUCAACUUUAUUUUUUUCUUUUUUUUAAAUCCACGCUUGAGCCACAGCAAUACGCAUUCCCACGAAAAUGUCCCGUAUUUUGAAAUGUUGACAGGUCUGCUGUGAAUGCCACACUCUAGACCGGGGGUGUCCUAAAUGUGGCCCUCGGUACAACAUAGAAAUUCAAUGAAAACCAAACAUAAAUGAAUGAAAGAUAAAAACAGCAGGAUGUGAAGAGAAAAAGCGAAAAUGAUACAACAGUCCGUCCCUCAUCACUUGGCGCUUUGUGGUUUCACUCUCAUGGGUUUGCAGAAAAAUAGAUGAAUAAAUCAGCACUGUUUUUGUGGUUGACUUAUGACCUAUUGGUCAAAAAGGUCAUUUUCAAUUUUAGCCCUAAACUGGCCAUUUUCAAGCAUAAAAAUGUCUUAAAGAACGUUGAUAUGUAGUAUUCCACAUUGGUCACUGGGUGUCAGUAAUGUUACGUUGAAUAGCCUCCGCAGGAAGGACUGUGAUGAUGCGACUCCUCCAAUGCUAGCCUGCUAGCCAUAUUAUGUCUUAUGCAGGUCAUAAAUGGCGUAUUUUCUAUCCUAUAUGGAUAAUACAAGUGUAAAGGUGACUAUAGGGGUGCUAUUUCAUGUCUAGAGGGCUCUAAUGUAAAAAAACAGUAUCGAGCUUUUGAUUGGAGAAUGGAUUUCAGAGCAUGGAGAGCUGGUAGUAUCGCUAUGUCAGUAUGGCUCCGCACAUCACCAGUUAGAAGUGGCGAAGUACAGGCAUGUCCACGUCUACAGCUGACAACAGUUGGCAGAUUUCGUUUUAAGAUGUGUAGUGAAGCUUGUUUUUAUUUUUAACAAGUGGUACAAGGUUUUGUCUCAAAAAGCCACUCUUCUCUCUCACACAACGUGGACACAUUACUGUUGGGAGGCCUAAAAAGAAUCCCGCACCCACCGACAUUUUUUUUUUUUAUUGUGUGACCCAUUUCUUUUGCAUGAACAAGUUGUUAAGAGGCACUUUAAGUUAUUCAUUCAUUCAUUGCACUGGAAUUAAAAAAAUUUGUAAAAAGUUACAAAUACCUGAAAAAACACUUUUUGGUCCAACAUUUUUGCAUAGAAACAUCACCUGAAAUUACUUAAAAAGACAAAGACUUUGACGUUGCUGCUGUCCUGUAGUGGAUGAAAACUAUUUGGACCUAAAUGCCUGCUUAGGCGUUAAAAACGAUUAGAAAUGGCGCAGAUGUUCUUUGGGUUAUAGCUUGUAAACAUUAGCAGCCAUGUUGGAAUUGCCAUCAAGUACACAAGGGAGGUAUUGCAUUGUUGAUUUUAGCUUUUCCUGUCUCAUACUCCUGACGUGAUGGUGGCAGCCACUGGGUGGGUGGGUUUUCACGCACGCACACACUGUUACAAAGGCAUUGCUACUCGGCCAGGAGUGUGCUAACUUGUUUCCACCUGUGCGCAUACGGAAAAAUCAACACGUAGCGUUUAGUAACAAAAAGAAAACGCUAAAAACUGUUGUACAUUGAAAGAUGUGUCAGCUUUGUGGUAUAGCUGAUAGUCUGGUAGUCUGGUAAUGCAUGAGGCCUUUUUCCUGAUUUUUUUUUUUUUGUAGUUAAUUUCGCAAAGUGCCGUGGGCUAAGAAAAAAGAUAGUCGGCUCGUGGCCCCCAGGCCACAACUUUGGACACCAUUGUGUAAUGUGAGGUACACAUGCAUGUAUCUCUUUACUAAGAUGGUCAUGCUCACAUUUGGUGGAUGAAUAUUACAUUAUUUUAUAUAAAUUGGAUUGUUUUGAUCAUUUUUUUAUACUAUUUUAGAUUCAUGUAAUUUUAGUUUUAAUCAUUUUUUAAAUUUGUUUAAAUAAUUGUAGUUUUAAGAAUUGUUUAUAUAAUUGUUUCGCUUUAGGUUGACAUAAUUUUCACAAUUUUUUUAUCAUUUGUGUAGAUUUAUGUUGAAAUUUUCUUUAAAUUUGGGAUGAUUCUUUGUGUAGAUUUGUGAGAAUUUUAUCAUUUUAGAUUUUAUUUUUUUUUUAUAUAAUUUGUUGAGAUUUAUGGAUAUACAUUAUAUUUCUAACUGAAUGGCAGUGGUGUCCAAAGUGCAGCCAACAGGCCAUUUGUCACUGAAUUAGUUAGAAAACUGACCAAACACCCCCCCCCCCCCCCCCCCCAAAAAAAAAUGGUUGAAACGCGCUUCACCUACAACACAAAUAUACUUAUUCAAAAGUACAAAUUAAAAAUAUAAAAAUGGUGGCCACAUUCUUGAAUUUUUCAGUGUACAGCGGCCCUCGGUGGUCAAAGUUUGGACAUCCCUGUUGUGGCAUCCCUGUUGUGGCCCUUGAUGGUGGCUGAUGUGCAGUGUUAGAUGUAAAAAAGAAUAAAAGGUGUGUGUGUGUGUGUGUGUGUGUGUGUGUGUGAAGUCACCCAGUGGCUGUGUCAUGCAGGCUAUUAGUUGUGCACCCUGUCCUCCAGAGCCUUCAGCUCAGCCUCCACCUUAUCAGGAAGGUCAGCCCCCACCUGCUGGCUGAAGUACGCCCUCAGCUCCUUGGUCUCGUUCUGCCAGAAAUCCAGGGGCACGUCAAACAGGGCACCCAUGUCCACGCUGCCGCCCAGGCCCUCUGUGUUGAUGGCGCCGUCCUCCGGCAGCCAGCCGAUGGCGCUCUUCUUGGCGGCCUGGUCCUCCCGCCCUCGGCCGCAGCGCUUGAAGAUCCACUCCAGCACGCGGGCGUUCUCGCCGAAGCCCGGCCAGAGGAAGGCUCCGCUGGUCGGGUCCUUGCGGAACCAGUUGACGUGGAAGAUCUUGGGCAGGUGAGUGGGAGCCUUUCGUGUCUCCAUGCUCAGCCAGUGAGAGAGGUAGUCGCCGAAGUUGUAGCCGAAGAAGGGCCGCAUGGCGAAGGGGUCGUGCAUGAUCACCUUGCCUGGAAGGAACAUCCGCAAAGUCUUGGCUUUGGCUUAAGAUUGCAACCAAAAAAAAAAGAUGUAUAUGUAGAUAUGUACAGUCAAACCUGUCUUAGCGACCACCUUUAUAGAACAGCCACCUGCCUAUAGCAGCCACUGCAAAAUCCCCCGCAGCAAAUUUACAUGUUAUAGACCCUGUGUAUAGCAGUCACCUGUCUAACGCAGCCAGCGGCCACUCAUUUUGUCUCCCUUGGCCAAUAUCUGACUGCAUAUCGCGGCCAAAUUACCAUCUCAAGUAGAAGCUUCAUGCACGAAAAAGUUUCGUUUUUCAGUCAAUGAAGCCGUCGUGUGUAGACUUUAAUGAGUCCUAGCUCAGUCACAAUCAUUCACAAGAUCCACACAAACUGUCAGUUGUUCCACAUAAAAAAGCCGUCUUCUUUUGAGCUUGCCAUUUCCUGGUCAAACAUGUAACUUUAAGAGCAUUUGCACCAAAACAUUACCGCAAAGUAGGCUGGGAACAGGACGUGCUCCCAGUGACACUACAACAAAAAAAAAAACAUACGCUAGCAUGCAUGUGGCGGCGGGAGCAAAACUGAGUUCGGUUGUACUUAAUUGAAGUAUUUUAGAAUGUACUCACGUUAUUUUUCAUCAAUCCUCAUCCACAAAUCCAUCAAAGUCCUCAUCUUCUGUAUUCGACACAAAAAAAGCCGUCUUUUCCGUUCGCUACUAGUCCGUUAACUUGUCAGUGUUAUUCAGCUCCGAAGCAAAGAAGGAAACUUCUCCUGUUUCUUCUGCCAACUUUAUUUAUUGAACGCGGCCACCAGACAGCAGCUCAGAACACACACACAUCUCUCAGCAUCGUCUCUCCUUCCUGCUUGCCCACAAGGCAAAGGUUAAACAAGCCCCACUACAUAGCUGUCCAGCCAAUGCCUGUAAGAAAUGACACCGUUUAUUUCCUUGUGUGCACUGGUCAAUACUGUAAUGCCGCUUGUUGUGGGUCACUUCCUGAUGAACUAAAGCUGUAAUGACACUCUGCCGUAUAAAAAGUAAAAUAUUAAAAACAAGCGUAAGACAUUACUAGCACAGCUUUGUUCUGUGGGUCGAGGAUAUAUUCUAUCAGUUAUUAAGCCUCUAGCUUCCUUUUAGUAAGUAAAAACCUUGGCUAUGAUUGCACUAAAUUGUCAUGUAGACCUACAAAGUACACUUGGAAGAACAAGAGGUGAAUAAAUGGAUUGCAACUGAUGUGAAACUGAUGAGGGGUAGGAUUAAAUAAGCUUUGCUUCUUCCGACUCCU
Messenger RNA from Dunckerocampus dactyliophorus (ringed pipefish), 5772 nucleotides. Its product is annotated as protein disulfide-isomerase TMX3-like. Gene Ontology annotation, molecular function: protein disulfide isomerase activity. Gene Ontology annotation, biological process: peptidyl-cysteine oxidation. The record is from RefSeq and is a predicted model, not a curated record. Lineage: Eukaryota; Metazoa; Chordata; Actinopteri; Syngnathiformes; Syngnathidae. The transcript has 17 exons. Bases 41 to 1237 code for a protein of 398 amino acids. Gene Ontology annotation, cellular component: endoplasmic reticulum.